AACCGCCUUCCCAUUUUGCGCUUACUUUCGGCCUGUUUUAUCACGUUGCAGUUUCAGCGUAGUUUUCUUGUAAAUAUAUUUAUUUUUAAGGAGCUACUUGGGCCUUAAGCAGCGAUGGCAAAGGUUCCGGCAAUUGGUAUUGAUCUUGGCACAACGUACUCCUGCGUUGGUGUUUUCCAGCAUGGAAAAGUUGAAAUCAUUGCCAACGAUCAGGGAAAUCGUACAACUCCCAGCUACGUGGCUUUCACAGAUACUGAACGCCUCAUCGGAGAUGCCGCCAAAAACCAAGUGGCGAUGAACCCAAACAACACUGUUUUCGAUGCAAAACGGUUGAUCGGUCGGCGAUUUGAGGACCCUGCUGUACAGUCAGACAUGAAGCACUGGCCAUUUGAUGUCAUCAGCGAUGGUGGAAAGCCCAAAAUCCAGGUCGACUACAAGGGCGAGACUAAGACCUUUUACCCCGAGGAGAUUUCCUCAAUGGUCCUUACAAAAAUGAAGGAAAUUGCUGAAGCAUACCUUGGCAAGACAGUCACAAAUGCUGUAGUUACCGUGCCAGCCUAUUUCAACGACUCUCAGCGUCAAGCAACAAAGGAUGCUGGUACCAUUGCUGGCAUGAAUGUCCUUCGAAUUAUCAACGAGCCAACUGCAGCCGCCAUUGCGUAUGGUCUUGACAAAAAGGGAACUGGAGAGAGAAAUGUCCUUAUCUUCGAUCUUGGUGGAGGAACUUUUGAUGUGUCCAUUCUUACAAUCGAAGAUGGGAUUUUCGAAGUCAAAUCUACAGCAGGUGAUACCCACUUGGGUGGUGAGGACUUCGACAACCGUAUGGUGAACCAUUUUGUUCAAGAAUUCAAACGCAAACACAAGAAGGACCUCACAGUCAACAAGCGUGCUGUACGUCGGCUGCGAACAGCAUGUGAAAGGGCAAAGAGGACUCUUUCCUCAAGUACACAAGCAAGCAUCGAAAUCGACUCCUUGUUUGAAGGCAUUGACUUCUAUUCCACAAUUACCCGAGCUCGAUUCGAGGAACUGAACGCCGACCUUUUCCGUGGAACCUUGGAGCCUGUUGAGAAAUCCCUGCGAGAUGCUAAGCUCGAUAAGUCUGCAGUUCAUGACAUCGUUCUUGUUGGGGGCUCCACUCGUAUUCCAAAGAUCCAGAAGCUCCUGCAAGAUUUCUUCAAUGGAAAGGAACUGAACAAGUCCAUCAACCCAGAUGAGGCUGUUGCAUAUGGUGCAGCAGUACAGGCAGCCAUCCUAAUUGGCGACAAGUCUGAGCAAGUCCAGGAUCUUCUGCUUUUGGACGUCACUCCUCUGUCCCUGGGUAUUGAGACCGCCGGUGGCGUAAUGACUGUCCUCAUAAAGCGCAAUACCACCAUUCCAACGCGACAAACCCAAACCUUCACCACAUAUUCUGAUAACCAGCCAGGAGUGUUGAUCCAAGUAUUUGAAGGCGAGCGAGCCAUGACCAAGGACAACAACCUCCUCGGCAAGUUCGAGUUGACCGGCAUUCCACCCGCACCUCGUGGAGUUCCUCAGAUUGAAGUCACCUUCGACAUCGAUGCUAACGGCAUCCUGAAUGUGUCUGCUGUGGACAAGAGCACGGGCAAGGAGAACAAGAUCACCAUCACAAAUGACAAGGGUCGUCUCUCCAAGGAAGAGAUUGAGAGAAUGGUAAAGGAUGCAGAGAAGUACAGGGAUGAAGAUGACAAGCAGAAGACUCGUAUCUCUGCCAAGAACUCCCUGGAAAGCUAUGCUUUCAACAUGAAGUCAACAGUGGAGGACGAGAAGUUGAAGGACAAGCUCACAGAGGAUGACAAGAAGAAAAUCUUGGACAAGGUACAGGAUACCAUCAAGUGGUUGGAUGCCAACCAGCUUGCGGAGAAGGAUGAAUACGAGCAUCGCCAGAAGGAGCUGGAGCAAGUGUGCAACCCAAUCAUCACCAAAUUGUACCAGGCUGGUGGUAUGCCAGCUGGAGGCUUCCCUGGUGCUGGUGGAGCUCCAGGAGCUGGAGCUGCACCUGGUGGAGGCAGUGGUGGACCAACAAUUGAGGAAGUUGACUAAGGACAGUUUUUGCUGUGAUGCGUGUUCUAGUUCGCUGUUUCUGUGAAUAAAAAUGUUCUUACCUGAUAACCUUCA
Ornithodoros turicata is the source of this 2133-nucleotide messenger RNA. RefSeq names its product heat shock 70 kDa protein cognate 4. NCBI's taxonomy places the organism in Eukaryota, Metazoa, Arthropoda, Arachnida, Ixodida, Argasidae. The coding region runs from base 115 to 2058 and encodes 647 amino acids. The record is from RefSeq and is a predicted model, not a curated record. Gene Ontology annotation, molecular function: ATP binding; ATP-dependent protein folding chaperone. Gene Ontology annotation, cellular component: nucleus; plasma membrane; cytosol. The transcript is spliced from 6 exons.